Vicugna pacos (alpaca) is the source of this 2631-nucleotide messenger RNA. The record is from RefSeq and is a predicted model, not a curated record. Lineage: Eukaryota; Metazoa; Chordata; Mammalia; Artiodactyla; Camelidae.
UGUCCCCAGGGAGCAGGGCUCUGACCUCGAGAUGGUGGCUAACCUGCUUUUCUUCUUCACAGGCCUCCUCACUGGAGAGGCAGGGCCCUCGCGUGGCCUCUUGCCUCUCUCGCGGUCUGUGCCCCACUGAGCCUGGCUUGCAGACAACAGCAGUGGUGUCCAUGGGCUCUGAAGACCAUCAGUUCAGCCUCACAGAGAUCCUCUCACAGAGCUACAGCCUCCGGGAGGAGUGUGAGGAGGCCACGAGGGUCCCCGAGAAGCCGGAAGAGGAGCUGGAGAAGGACCUCGUCUCCCGGAGUGGCGACAUGCCCCUUGAGGAGCUGCUGGCCCUCUAUGGCUAUGAGGCGUCCGACCCCAUCUCGGAGCGCGAGAGCGAGGGCAGCGAUGCCACAGCCCCCCUCCCGGACAUGACCCUGGACAAGGAACAAAUAGCGAAGGAUUUGCUUUCAGGGGAAGAAGAGGAAGAAACACAGUCCUCGGCCGAUGACCUCACCCCAUCCGUGACCUCCCACGAGGCCUCCGACCUUUUCCCUGAUCAGAGUGGAUCCCGCUUCCUGGCUGAUGCGGACAAGGAGCCUGGCUCCUCCACCUCAUCAGACACCGAGGAGGACCCACUUCCCGCCAACAAGUGUAAGAAGGAGAUCAUGGUUGGGCCUCAGUUCCAAGCUGACCUCAGCAACCUGCACUUGAACCGCCCCGGUGAGAAGAUCUAUGAGAACGAGGACCAGCUGCUCUGGGACCCCAACGUCCUUCCUGAGAGGGAGGUGGAGGAGUUCCUGUACCGGGCGGUAAAGCGGCGGUGGCACGAGGUUGCCGGGUCUCAGCUCCCAGAGGGAGAGACGGUGAAGGACAGUGAGCAGGCGCUGUACGAGCUGGUGAAGUGCAACUUCAACGCAGAGGAGGCCUUGCGGCGCCUGCGGUUCAACGUGAAGGUGAUCCGAGACGGGCUCUGUGCCUGGAGCGAGGAGGAGAGCCGCAACUUUGAGCAUGGCUUCCGCGUGCAUGGGAAGAACUUCCACCUGAUCCAGGCCAACAAGGUGCGCACGCGGUCCGUGGGCGAGUGUGUGGAGUACUACUACCUGUGGAAGAAGUCGGAGCGCUACGACUACUUCUCCCAGCAGACGCGGCUGGGCCGGAGGAAGUGGCCCUUGGGAACCACGGACGUGGACCAAGAUUUGGACGGUGCUGACCCCGAUGGCCCUGGCCGCCCCCGCUCCUCGCCCCCGCUGCCCGCUGCUGCCGACAGCCUGGGCCCUGAGCAGGACCCGCUGGCCCGGAUGCACGCAGGGCCGCCGAGUGUGGGCAGCACGUCCGACAGUCCUGGCGAGCCUAGGGAGGUCCUUCCAUCCUUGGAGCCUGGGCCCCGCUCCAUCCAGCAGCUGGAUACGCCCCCGCCUAUGCCCUUGCCUCGGCGGCCCCCAGCCCUGGCUGAGCCAGCCUUCUACCCUACUGCCACAGCCACUCCGGAGCCUGGUGCCAGCCCCAGGCUGGCUGUGGACUUGGCCCUGCCUGGGGCCCUUCCCGAGGAGCUGCCCCUCAUCUCCAGCCAUGUGGACAUGGACGAAGAGCCCGAGGAGGCCGUGGCCCCUGCACAGGUGGCCUUGUCGGUCACUGAGUUUGGACUCAUCGGCAUCGGGGACGUGAAUCCCUUCCUGGCUGCCCACCCAGCAUGUCCGGCCCCUGGGCUGCACUCGGAGCCCCUGUCACACUGUAACGUGAUGACCUGUUGAUCCCUGGCCACAGGCGGGCGCGUGUGGCCCACACUGGACUUGGGGCUGCCACAAGGCCUGCCUCCGUCAGUCUUCCCAACCCUCCCCUCCUCGUGGGCCUUGAGCAGUGCCUCCUCUGCUCAGAACACUUCAAGGACUGGGGUGAGCGGUGGCCCCUUCCUCCCCACACGCAUGGCACUGCUCAGCUCCAGGUGGCUGUGCCCACCAAGGGACCCAUCGGAUGGCUGGGCACAGCGGGCUGCCCAGGGAGAUGCAGAGAGCGGGCAGGACGCCGCCCCCACCAGCAGCCUCCGCCGGGGCACCCGUUGCACUCUGCUCACCCGACUCCCUGCACCUGGCCGGACUGCGGGAUGCCCCAGCCCAGGGUCAGGGGCAGCUGCUACUCGGUGCCAAACCCCGUGGGGCACAGAGCCAUAUACCUCGACGUCAGCCUGCCCCGCCCUCCACCUCUGCCCGCUCUCUCCACUUCAGGAAACGCCGCACUUUAUGCCCCAUCCUCCCUUUCUCCACCUGGGGCCCCUGGCAGCCUCAGGCGUGGGUCUGAGGAGACGGGACUCACACCCCCUGGCAACCAGGGCCCUGUUGCCUGCAGCACCAGGGGGCGGCUCCAGCCCGGUCCCCUGACCCCGCAGGUCCUGUUUCUGUUGAGGCUCCCAUGAGACAGCCUGGGGUCCUGGUCCUCCUCCCUCAUUUUAUUUAUGUUUCUGUUUACAAAUUGGAGUGGGGUCCUCCGGGGGCAGGGCAGUGCUCCAGGCCCUGGUGUCACCACAAGAGGACGUGGCUCGAGCCCGUCUGCAGGCCGGACUUAACCACACCUCUCUCCCACAAGGACCACACUGUGAAGUGAUGACUGCCUUGACCCCGUGCUGUUUUAUUUAUUAAACUUGAUUUGAAGCCCUUG